Molecule: messenger RNA, 1656 nt
Organism: Eucalyptus grandis
Lineage: Eukaryota; Viridiplantae; Streptophyta; Magnoliopsida; Myrtales; Myrtaceae
Product: disease resistance protein RPM1
Exons: 3
Coding region: 1-1656 (551 amino acids)
Biological process (GO): defense response to other organism
Molecular function (GO): protein binding
Source: RefSeq, a predicted model, not a curated record
AUGGCCAAUCCGCCCAGGAAUCUCCUCCCUCUCAAAGAGACGAUUCUCAGCAAAUCAAACGGUUCUCCCUCAAAGAUCCUUCUGCUCGGAGGACUCUUAUCUACCACCACGUUGGAUGGACGCACCAAGCUUGCCAAUGGGCUUCCCCAUCGUCCCACACUCCAAGAUGUUGUGCAUUUGGGUGUUAAUGACCUUCCAGAAGGGUUAAAGCAAUGUGCUCUGUACCUGACUCUGUUCCCUAAGGAAUCUGAGAUUCCCACAAGGAGGCUCUUCAGACUUUGGUCAGCUGAAAAUCUCAUGGCUGAGAAUGAAAGAUUCCUCAAGAUCUAUGACUGUUCAAUUCAUGAUAAAAAGAAGUUCAAUGCCCUGCAUAUCGCCAUACAUAGGGAUAUUUAUGGAGGAGGAGAAGCAAAUGCGCAAGUAAAUGUGCCGGAAGCAGGACAAGAGCACUCCGAAACAAAUGCACAAGUAGAGAUCACUCCCACCGAACCACAUCGAAGAAUGUCCACCAGCGACAAUUCUAUGCCGUGUGGCAUCCAACAACUCUGUUCCUAUGUGUCAUUCAACACCAUGAAGCUAGGAACAAGGGCCGGAGAGAUAGCGGUGUUACUUAAACCGCUGGCGUCGAAGAGGGACUCGAGUUUGCUGUGGAUACUUGAUCUUGAGGGUGUCUACAAGCCUUCGUUUCCGGAGGAGCUUGGCAAUAUAUUGCCAAACCUGAAGUACUUGGGGCUGAGACGGACUCUUCUUGAAAGGCUUCCGAAGUCAGUGGGGAUUUUGUCACGCCUGGAAACUUUGGAUAUGAAGUACACUAACAUCUCCGAUCUGCCGGAUUCAAUCUGGGAGGCAGAGAAUCUGCGACACCUAUACAUGACCGAGGUGGUCUUGAAUGUCGCCAUUGGUCAUCAAUUGGAAUCCAAGAAAUCAUUAAAUUGCAACAUCCAAACCAUUUGGGGCUUAGUCACACAUGUUAAUAGUCCUAUGUUGAAAGUGCUGCACAAGUUGACAGGCCUAAGGAAGCUGGCUCUAACGUGGAGGGGCCCUGCAGCGUCGGCAGCAACUGAUAAUAUUUUGAAUCAUUUUUUGAAUCUGAAGAAGCUUAGAUCCCUCAGAUUGCGAUUGGAGCAUCCAUCUGGUGAAAUGGGUGACAUGAGCAGGCUCAAGUCUCUUUCCAACUUGUACUUGAACGGAUAUAUGGGCAUCCGAAGCUUGUUGGAGUCGCACAUUCCUCCGAAUCUAAAAGUACUAACCUUGUCUAGGUCGAGACUAAAAGAGGAUCCGAUGGGAGUCCUGGGAAAGCUGAAAUGUUUGAUCACUCUCCAAUUAUUUGCCAGGUCAUAUGAUGGCUUGACAUUGAGCGUCUCAAAAGGAACAUUUCCAAGCCUCCGUGCCUUGAAAUUGUGGAAGCUGGAGGGCCUGAACAAGUGGACUAUACAGGCAAAUGCAAUGACGUGCCUUGUAGACUUGGAAAUUAAGGACUGCAAGCAGCUGAGGACGAUCGACGGACUGGAGCAAAUCAAAACCUUGGAAGUAAUCACAUUGGUUAGAGUGCCAGAUGAACUCGAGCAAAGUGUCAGAGAUAUGCAGCCAAAUGGGCCAAUUAUAGCGAAGAAUGAGAACAAAAAGGAGCAUUCAGCUGAAGAAGACGGCAAAUGA